UUUAGUUUCUGAUAAAUCUCAGAAGCUCAUAUAUAGCUCAGUAUAAAUAUUUUGGUAUGCAAAGGAUACGAUGCAGUUUUUUGUUUCUAAUUUCCAUGGCCCCACUUUUGUCAUGUGUGGUAUGGUUAUUAUGGGGAUUGUAUUGGAGAUAGAAGCUGGAUCUGCACCACUGCAGCUUCAAUUGGAAUCAAAUGCUAUAAUCAAUAGUAGAUGGUGGAAUGGGUCGAAGUCAAAUCCAAAGAAUAUCUGUUCGUGGGAGGGUAUCGUUUGCAACAAAGCUGGAAGUGUAACUAGAAUCGGAUAUCCGUGUUAUGAUGCAGGGAUUCAAUUUGCAACACUAAACCUAUCUGUUUUCAUGAAUUUGGAAAGGCUAGAGGUUGUCAACUGUAGACUAACAGGGACUAUUCCACCUGAAAUUGGUAAUCUCCCCAAACUCACUCAUCUUCAAUUGUCCUCCAAUUCUCUUCACGGUGAGAUACCUCAUUCACUGGGAAAUCUUACCCAAUUAGAGAGUCUAAUCAUCUUUGACACCAACAUUCAAGGAUCCAUUCCUCAAGAAUUGUUUUUGCUGAAAAAUCUUGCUGUAUUGGAUCUAUCUCUCAAUCAAAUCAAUGGGACAUUGCCCAUUUCACUUACAAAUCUCACAAAACUAGAAGAGCUUGACAUUUCUUGGAAUCUCCUCAGUGGUUCCCUAACCUCUAUCAUCCCUAAUUACCACCAGAGCUUGCAUAUCCAAUCCGAAAUUGGAAAUCUUCCUAGACUCACCCAUCUCGACUUUUCUGGCAAUGCUUUUUAUGGUAAGAUACCUCCUUCACUUGGAAAUCUUACCCAAUUAGAGAGCCUAGCCAUCUCUUACAACAAAAUCGAAGGUUUCAUUCCUCGUGAAGUGGUGUUCCUGAAAAAUCUUACUGUCUUAGAUCUAUCUCACAACAGAAUCUAUGGGAACUUGCCCAUUUCACUGACAAAUCUUACCCGAUUAGAGAGCCUAAUCAUCUCUAACAACCAGAUUCAAACUUCCAUUCCUCGUGAACUGGAGUUCCUGAAAAAUCUCAAUGACUUAGAUUUAUCUUUCAACAAAAUCAAUGGGAGCUUGCCCAUCUCACUGACAAAUCUUACCCGAUUAGAGAGACUACUCAUCUCUAACAACGAGAUUCAAGGCACCAUUCCCCGUGGAAUGAUGUUCCUGAAAAAUCUUACUGUCUUAGAUAUUUCUCAUAACAGAAUCAAUGGGACCUUGCCCAUUUCACUCAUAAAUCUUACAAAAUUACAAUUUCUUGACAUAUCUCACAAUCUACUUGUUGGUUCUCUAAAAUCCUUGUUAGUCGGGAGCCAUGCACAGCUAACUAGUCACAACCUCAGUCACCAACUCACUUAUAUUGAUUUGUCUUACAAUUCUCUUGAUGGUGAGAUACCUCCUUCAAUGGGAAACCUUACCCAAUUAGAGAGGCUAAUCAUCUCUAACAACGACAUUCAAGGUUCCAUUCCUCGUGAGUUGGUGUUGCUAAAGAGUCUUACUUCUUUAAAUCUAUCACACAACAGAAUCAGUGGGACCUUGCCCACUUCACUUGCAAAACUCACAAAAUUAGAAAUGCUUGACAUUUCCCACAAUCAACUCAGUGGUUCCCUAAAUCCCUUAUUGUUAGGUGGAAGCCCAGCACAACUUAUCAUUAUUUACCUCAGUCGCAACCUCAUUAGUGGUGAAAUACCAACAGAGCUUGCAGACUUGCCAGCAUUAAAAGGACUGAAUCUAAGCUAUAAUAAUCUUACCGGAACGGUUCCUCAAUCUCUGCAAUAUGUCAUUCAUGUGGACAUUUCCUAUAAUUAUUUGAAGGGUCUCAUUCCAGAUGGUGUCCCUCCUGAUGCACUAGUAGGUAACAAGGGCAUAUGUAGUGACAUUUUGGAUAUCCAAACCAAAUUCCAAUUCCAGCCUUGUUCAACUCGCGGCAACAAAGUAAUCAUGGCCCGUGGCAACAAAGUAAGGCUCAAACUUGUCAUAAUUAUUUUUGUCCCCAUUCUUCUAAUCAUGGCCCUUUUACUACUUGUGUAUCUAAGAUUUAUUCGAGUUCCAAUUAACAACAAACAUGCAAAGACAACGAUGACUAAGAAUGUGGACUUGUUUUGUAUAUGGAACUUUGAUGGAAGCAUAGCCUAUGAAGACAUCAUCAGAGUAACAGAAGACUUUGACAUGAAAUAUUGUAUUGGAACAGGUGCCUAUGGGAGUGUUUAUAAGGCACAAUUAUCAAGUGGCAAGAUUGUUGCCCUAAAAAAACUUCAUGGCUUUGAAGCAGAGAUACCAGCUUUUGAUGAGAGUUUCAAAAAUGAAGUCAAAGUAUUAUCGGAAAUAAAGCACCGACAUGUGGUGAAGCUUUACGGAUUCUGUUUGCACAAAAAAAUCAUGUUUUUGAUCUAUGAGUACAUGGAGAAAGGAAGCUUGUUUUCUGUCCUUUAUGAUGAUGUGGAAGCAAUGGAAUUGGAUUGGAAAAAGAGGGUUAACAUAAUGAAAGGCACUGCACAUGCUCUGUCAUAUCUUCAUCAUGACUGCACUCCUCCAGUAGUGCAUAGAGACAUAUCAGCCAGCAAUGUCUUAAUUAACUCAAAGUGGGAGCCCAGUGUUGGUGACUUUGGCACAGCCCGAUUCCUUAGCCUUGAUUCAUCCAAUAGAACUAUAGUUGCUGGAACCAUCGGAUAUAUAGCUCCAGAGCUUGCAUAUAGUAUGGUUGUGAGUGAAAAGUGUGAUGUGUAUAGCUUCGGAGUGGUGGCCCUUGAAAUAUUGGUGGGAAGGCAUCCUAAAGAAAUUCUGUUGUCACUUGACUCAGCUUCUAAUGAUCAUGGCAUCACAUUAUGUGAAGUAUUAGACCAACGCCUCUCACAGCCAACAAUGUCAGUUUUACUAGACAUAGUUCAUCUUGCCAUUGUUGCAUUUGCAUGUUUAAAUCCCAAUCCUUCCUCUCGCCCAACAAUGAAAUGUGUUUCUCAAUGUUUUCUUACUCAACUCAUACCAUUAAGCAUUCCCUUGCGUGAAAUUUCAUUGCAGCAGCUCAUGAGUCAAGAACUCAGGCACUAUUUAAAAUUGUGAACUACUGAAAGUGAAACCUGUAUUUGAAGUUAGACGAUAUCAGCAUUCAAUAAAGAUUUUGUAGUUGUUAUUCGGG
Messenger RNA from Cajanus cajan (pigeon pea), 3152 nucleotides. The record is from RefSeq and is a predicted model, not a curated record. Lineage: Eukaryota; Viridiplantae; Streptophyta; Magnoliopsida; Fabales; Fabaceae.